AUGUUGUUGCAGUGGGUAUUUGUAGUGUUAGCGCUGGCGUGGGGCCCUGCGGCCGCGGUGCCAAGUGAGAGCGAUUUCAGCGAUUACAAAGUUGUUAGGUUAUACCUUGAAGACAGUGGGUAUGAGGACACACACAGGCUGUUACGAGGUGUGUUCGGGGACUUACAAGACGUAGAUGUGUGGACGCAUGCUCAGAAGUUUGUUGAUGUUAGAGUAAGCAAAGGUACUGAGAUUUCAGUGGACCACGAUGUGAUAAUAGCUGAUCUUGACAGCGCAAUAAAGGACACAUACGGUUCUAACAAUGGUUCUAACGAUGAUGACGGUGAUGUUGAUGGUGCGUUUAAUGGUAGAGACCAGAAAGUGUUUGAUGCUGGUGAACUGGUGGGUACCGAGGAGUUCUUCUUUGACCAGUACCAACCUUUGGACAAGAUAUACAGCUGGAUGGAGAGACUCCAGGAGUCCUUCCCCGAUAUCAUUAAUAUAGAAGUAGUUGGUAGAACCUAUGAGGGCCGUGAACUAAGAGCGCUGCAUCUAUGUGCCAACAACAACCAGACCAACCCUGAGAAGAAGACCAUCGUGAUCACCGGUGGUGUACAUGCGCGGGAAUGGGUCAGUGUGAGCAGUGCCUGCUGGGUUGUAGCACAGCUGGUUGGCAGAUAUGCUCUAGGUGAUCAGAAGGAGAUCAAGUACUUGGAAAACCUGGAUUUCCUGGUCAUACCAGUAUUCAACCCUGACGGCUACGAGUAUACGUUCACCACGAAUAGACUGUGGAGAAAGAAUAGACAACAGACCUAUAUCCCUGUUUGCAAAGGGAUAGACAUCGACCACUCUUUUGGGUACCAGUGGGAAUCUACACAUGCGUACCCAUGCAGCGAGGAGUACAGCGGUGAGGAGCCAUUUGAAGCCAUCGAGGCCAAAUCCUGGAACGACUUCCUAAGCACUGUGAAGGGUGAAUACAAAGUCUAUGGGUACCUAGACCUACACUCAUACUCGCAGGAGAUACUGUAUCCGUAUGCGUUUUCAUGUGAUGCUCUACCAAGGGACCUGGAGAACUUGCUUGAGCUAGCGUACGGUAUUAACAAAGCCAUACGGUACCAGUCUGGGAGAAACUACGACGUGGUUGCAGCCUGCAAGGACCGUGGCGCGGACUUGACUCCAGAGCUCGGCGCCGGGAGCGCACUGGACUUCAUGUACCAUCAGCGGGCACACUGGGCGUUCCAAUUCAAGCUCAGAGACACCGGAAACCACGGAUUCUUGCUGCCUCCGCGCUACAUCAGACCUGUCGGCAAAGAGAUAUACGCAGGCCUAAACUACUUCUGCGAUUUCUUACUCGACCCAGAGAUAUAG
Molecule: messenger RNA, 1347 nt
Organism: Nakaseomyces glabratus
Lineage: Eukaryota; Fungi; Ascomycota; Saccharomycetes; Saccharomycetales; Saccharomycetaceae
Gene: ECM14
Product: putative metallocarboxypeptidase
Biological process (GO): proteolysis
Molecular function (GO): metallocarboxypeptidase activity; zinc ion binding
Source: RefSeq, a predicted model, not a curated record